This is a messenger RNA of Sphaeramia orbicularis (orbiculate cardinalfish), 789 nucleotides long. RefSeq names its product oligodendrocyte transcription factor 1 (gene olig1). Gene Ontology annotation, biological process: positive regulation of transcription by RNA polymerase II; axon development; sensory organ development. The coding region runs from base 1 to 789 and encodes 262 amino acids. The record is from RefSeq and is a predicted model, not a curated record. Gene Ontology annotation, molecular function: DNA-binding transcription factor activity, RNA polymerase II-specific; E-box binding; protein dimerization activity. Gene Ontology annotation, cellular component: nucleus. NCBI's taxonomy places the organism in Eukaryota, Metazoa, Chordata, Actinopteri, Kurtiformes, Apogonidae. The transcript has a single exon.
AUGAAUGUGCUGUCGAACCCGGUGAUCCAAGCCCAGGACCCGUCUCUACCUCUGUGUGUCCCCGGGUCUGUCCAGGACUUACCCCGCUGCCCUCCAGGGUUCAACCUGGGCUCCCGUCUAAACCCUGCACCCAUGCUUGGCCUUCAGGGCGCCCAAAGAUCAACCAAACCUCAGAGGGAGCUGAGCCCAGAGGAGCAGCAGGAGCUCAGGAGGAAGAUCAACAGCCGGGAGAGAAAGAGGAUGCAGGACCUGAACAUCGCCAUGGACGCCCUCAGGGAAGUCAUGGUACCGUACGCCUCCUCUCCAUCCUCUUCCUCAUCUCAGUCCCAUCAGCCCGGUGCUCCUCCAGGUCGAAGGCUCUCCAAGAUAUCCACCCUAGUCCUGGCCAGAAACUACAUCCUCCUCCUGGGCUCGUCUCUGCAGGAGAUGCGACGGCUGCUGGGGGAGGUGAGCGUGGGGGUGGGAGUGAACUCGGGGCCGGUGCCUCGGCUCCUUCUCGCAGGAGGUUGGCCCCUCAUCUCCAGCCCCAGUCAGCUCCUCCUCACCCAGGAAUCCUUCCUCAGGUCAGCCCCCUCCUCCUCAUCCACCUCAUCACCCUCUUCUUCGUCCUCCUCUUCAUCGUCCUCUGUUGCUAAAUGUCCCCUGCUGUCUCCGGGCCCCAUGGAGGCCUUGCUGGCUCCAGUGCAGUGGAGCUCUGCAGGGGCCUCUGGGGGUCCACUGUGCCCCUGUGGAGUGUGCAGACUGCCCAGAUUCAGCCAUUCCACUCCAGCUCCCAGAUUUCCAAAGUGA